This is a messenger RNA of Lactuca virosa, 1844 nucleotides long. The record is from the annotation of a GenBank genome assembly. NCBI's taxonomy places the organism in Eukaryota, Viridiplantae, Streptophyta, Magnoliopsida, Asterales, Asteraceae.
GGUCUAUUACGAAAUGCUCAACUUCGGAUUAGUUGGUAAUUUUUGCAAAUGUCUACAUAAAGUGGGAUUAAUUAAUAAAAAAACAUUAUUAUUAUUAUUAUUUUUUUUUAUGAAUUUUACCUUUUAUUUGCAAAUAUAGGUAAAACAAUAAUUAAAUGAAUUAGGUGUCAUAUUUUUUGUAUUUGGCCAAAGUAAGGACAAAAUACGAUUGCAUUCAUCAAAAAAGAAUGGUAAAGGGAAGAUGUUAAAUGCCAAGUUUCAUCAAAGUGUGACAACGACACACCAUUUGACACGUCCUCUAAUGUGUAUUUUUCUUCGCUUUUGAUUGCCAAAAGGAAUCUCAAUCAGCUUAAACUUUUUUGCUUAAUCGCUUAUACAGAUAAGACUGGUGGUUGUACCCAUUUCGCGCACAAUUCUCAGUGAUUUCGUAUGUGAUAUGCUCGAUCACAAUUCUCAUGUACAGUUGCCGAAGUAAUCACUGACCGAAAUACAAGUUUCCGACUUAGGGAUUGUUUCGAUUAUCGUUUUUGAAAGUGAUUACUCUAUUGAAAAUUCGGAAUUACAUAAUCAACCUUGACAAAACAUGGUGUUGGAGACAGAUAAUCACUUUUGAUAGUGCGAUGUGUUUGGGAAAUUGAUAUCGUUUAAGGAAUAGAUAAAAUUGGGUCAACUGACAGGUGCAACUUUAGUAUUAGUGAUCAAGUGUAGGUAAAUGGGGUCAGAAGGGCCUCCAGCAGUAACGUUCCAUGUGACAGGGUUUAAGAAAUUUCAUGGAGUUUCAGACAAUCCAACUGAGAAAAUUGUUAAUAAUUUGAACGAGUAUAUGAAGAAGAAUGGAUUGCCAAAGGGGGUGACUCUUGGUAGUUGCACAAUUCUGGAGACUGCAGGCCAAGGAGCUCUUGUUCCUUUGUAUCAGACAUUACAAUCUGCUGUCAGCAAGGACACUGAACAAUCCAAUUUCUCCAAAGUCAUUCUGUUACAUUUUGGAGUAAAUAGCGGGGCCACAAGGUUUGCUAUUGAGCAUCAAGCUGUAAAUGAAGCUACUUUCCGCUGUCCUGAUGAGAUGGGAUGGAAGCCUCAGAAAGUUCCUAUUAUUCCUGCAGACGGUGGAAUUUCAAAAACACGAAAGACAUGUGUUCCUGUGGAUGAGAUAACAAGAUCGUUGGCAAAGAUGGGUUAUGAUGUGGUGACAUCUGAUGAUGCUGGGAGAUUUGUGUGCAACUAUGUCUACUAUCAUUCCCUUAGGUUUGCAGAGCAAAAUGGGGUUAAAUCCGUCUUUGUACACGUCCCUCUCUUCCAAACAAUCGAACAAGACAUCCAAAUGCAAUUUGCUGCUUCCUUGCUGGAGCUGCUUGCUUCUUUAUGCUAGAAAUCUACCUUCUAUUUGUUGUCUGCUCAAAUCCAAAUCCUUUAAAGGUUUUGUGUUUUAUUUUAAUAAUCAGUUAUGUUUGUGUUAAAUUUGCAUCAACUGCAUUUGCUCCCACUUUUCUUAUGUUUCACAACUUGUGAAUAUUAAUCAAGCCAAGCCAAGCCAUUGUCUCCUUGUGUUGCUGUGAAUCUGUAUCUGUAUAUCAUCUGCAUUUGCUCCCACUUUUCUAAUGUUUGGGUUUUUGGGUUUUGAUCCCUUUACAGUUCCCAGGGUUGGGUUUUCUUUUGUUGGAUGUUGUUAUCAAGUGUUGAAGUAGACCAACAUAAAGCCAGUAAGACAUUACUUGAUGAAUGAUCCUUUCUUUUUUGGGUUUGUUAUGUUAAAUCUAGUCAAUAAUAAUGAUAAAUAUUUUUAAUAUAAUACAAUAUUAAAUAUAUAGUAUGUAUUUGUAUUAAGAAUUGAAAAUUUAAAGGGU